Dunckerocampus dactyliophorus (ringed pipefish) is the source of this 2190-nucleotide messenger RNA. RefSeq names its product lysosomal thioesterase PPT2-A-like. Lineage: Eukaryota; Metazoa; Chordata; Actinopteri; Syngnathiformes; Syngnathidae. The coding region runs from base 38 to 913 and encodes 291 amino acids. Gene Ontology annotation, cellular component: lysosome. Gene Ontology annotation, molecular function: thiolester hydrolase activity. The transcript is spliced from 8 exons. The record is from RefSeq and is a predicted model, not a curated record.
AAAAAAAACAUCCACUGACCUUCCACUGACAUUCAGGAUGCGGACUCCAGCGGUCUUCAGUGGAUCCUUGCUGCUCCUGCUGCUGCUCACCUGGGUGUGCACCGAGGGCCACAGGCCGGUUAUCAUCGUGCACGGCAUCUUUGAUGGACCCAAACAGUUCCAAACUCUGAGUCUCUUCAUUAGCAAGGUGCAUCCCGGCACGGAGGUGACGGUUGUGGACGUGUACAACAAUAUGUGCAGCCUCCAGCCGCUGUGGAAGCAGGUGGAAGGUUUCAGGAAGGCCAUCGAGCCCGUUAUGAGGAAGGCUCGCGACGGCGUUCACCUUCUGUGCUUCUCCCAGGGGGGUGUUAUUUGUCGAGCGCUCCUCUCCACGACGCCCGACCACAACGUCCACACAUUCAUCGCGCUGUCCUCGCCCCUGGCAGGCCAAUAUGGAGACACAGACUACCUGCAGCAGGUGUUCCCUGACAGCGUGAAGAAAACCGUCUUUCUCAUUUGCUACAACAGCGUGGGACAGACAGUGUCCAUUUGCAACUACUGGAACGACCCUCAUCACAGGUCCAGUUACUUGAAACACAACAACUUCCUGCCGCUGCUCAACGGCGACAGACCUCACAAAGAGAUGGAAUCCUGGAGGGACAACUUCCUGCGCAUCAAGAAACUGGUUCUGAUCGGAGGACCCGACGACGGCGUCAUCACCCCGUGGCAGUCCAGCCACUUUGGAUUCUAUGACAGAGAAGAGCACAUUGUGGAAAUGAGGAACCAGGAGUUUUACAGGAACGACACGUUCGGACUGAAGACGCUGAACGCCCGUGGAGAUGUGUCGCUGUGCCUCCACUCGGGAGUGCAGCACAUCCACUGGCACUCCAACUUCACUGUGUUCAGCAGCUGCAUCGAGAAGUGGCUGACUUGACUUGAACGCACCUUCACACUCUGAGGAGAAGACACACAUCAUCAUCGUGUGGACUCGACUGCCGCCAACAUUGACGCACACGAUUGAUACUGCAGAGCUGGGGUGCCCAAAGUGCGGCCCGGGGACCAUUUGCAGCCUCUGGCUGUUUUUUUUUAUUGGCCCUAAAAAUAUAAUUUAACAAGAAAACUAAAUUUAAAAAAAACAACUCCCAGCGAAACUUAAAAAAUCAUCAGUAAUUUUUUAUAAGAAUAAAGUUAAAAUAUUAAAACAAAAACUUUGUAAUCCAACAAGAGAAGGUCAAUUUCAUGAGCAUCACAUGAUGUUUAUUUUUGAAAAAUGUCUUUGGAAAAUCAGGUUAUGGAAAAAGUUACAAUGCAAUUUUUUUUCUUUAAUAUUUAAACUCUAUGCUAUUAAAAUUACCAUAUGUUAAAUGUCCUCAUAAUAUUACAAGUUUAUUCUCGUGAAAUUUUUUUCUUUUUUUUCUUGUUAGAGUACAUUUUUCUCUCAACAUCUUGACCUCAUUCUCAUAAAAUUCCAGCUGUUUUUUUCCAUUUCUGCUGUUUUAUUUUUUAAUUUUCCAACUAAUUCAACUUUCUUCUUAUUUUGUUUCUCAUAAUAUUAUGACUUUAUUUCCCAUAAUAUUUUGACUUUAUUCUCAUACCUUUACAACUUGUUCCCAAACCUAAAUUUCCCAAAAUUACAGCUUUUUUGUUUGUUUCUCAUAAUAUUACGGCUUAAAAAAAUCCUUUAAUAUUUAAACUUUAUUUUUCCUUAUAAUAAAUUGAAAAUUUAUGAAAGGGCAUGUGUGUUUCUCCAGCUGCCUAGAGGGCGCCAACACUCAAGCGUACUGCUGGCAUUAGAUCCCACCUCUUCCUGCUUUGAGUAAGCUGAUGUAACACAGGCGUGCGCAUUACUCAAGUUUAUUGUCAGGAAAUGAUUAGUAUUUGGCAAAGUUUAACUACUCACAUUAGCGCUCAUGGAAUGUAUGCCUGUCAUAAUAACAUGAAUGUAAAUUGUUGACCACCUCUCUGAGGCUGCUUUGGUGUAUGUGCGCACGCCCGGGACAUGUAUGUGAAUACCAACAGCUUUGAGUGACAGCUAAGUUAUUUUAUCUGUGAGAAAAUACAAAUUUAUGACAAUUUUUAUGCAGUUUCAUUCGUUAUUGUGAAUUUAGACAUUGUUUGUACAAAAUGUUCUUUUAUACCAACAACUGGUAACACAUGCUAGCCGGUGGUGGUGUUAUACUUUUGGCUUAAAAAAAAAGCAAUUUAGAGCGA